ACCUGGGGCAAUGAGAGCUCUGUGCCCGGCGUCACCCUGGUGCGGCUCUUCCUGACCGGGGUCAUCGAGGUGCGCAACGCCAUCCGCCAGACCUGGGGCAAUGAGAGCUCUGUGCCCGGCGUCACCCUGGUGCGGCUCUUCCUGACCGGGGUCCACCCGCGCUACGGCGCCCCGCUGCAGCGGCUGCUGGAGGAGGAGAGCGCCCUGCACCAUGACAUCGUGCAGCAGGACUUCCUGGACACCUACAACAACCUGACGCUCAAGACGCUGAUGGGCCUGGAGUGGGUGACCCGGCACUGCCCCAACGCCAGCUACGUGGUGAAGGCCGACAGCGACGUCUUCCUCAACUUGGGCUACCUGGUCCGGCAGCUGCUGCAGCCGCCCAGGCAGGACUACAUGACGGGCUACAUCUACCGGGGCACAGGCCCGCUGCGCAGCAGAGCCUACAAGUGGUACGUCCCCCGGGAGGUGUACCCCAACAACACCUACCCGCCCUACUGCGGCGGCCCGGGCUACGUGCUCUCCGGAGACCUGGCCAGGAAGGUGUACGGCGUGGCCCAGACCCUGCGGGUCAUCAACAUGGAGGACGCCUUCGUGGGGAUCUGCUUGUACGAGCUGGGCGUCAACGUGACCAAUAGCCCCUGGGGCCUCUUCAAUGACGGCUGGCUGGAGUACGAGACGUGCCGCUUCUCCCGCCUGGUGCUGGUGCAUCACUACGGCCCCGCGGACCUGCUGAGGGUCUGGCCGGACUUCCAGGCGGGGAACAAGACCUGCCCCAGCUAGCAGGAUGGGGCUCGGGCAGGGACGCUGGGCUGGGCAUAGAGCCUCACCCAGACUGACACCCCGGGGUGUGCGCCCCAGCGUGUAUACCCAAUGGACACAUACCCAUCCUUGUGUGCACCCCCGAAGUACACACACGCCAGUGUAUACACCCAGUGUACACCCCCCCCAUGAGCACCGCCCAAAGUACAGACACCAGUUAUACACGCAGUGUACACACACACCCCAAAGUGCACACACGUCAGUGUAUACACCCCGCAUACACCCAUCCACCACUGUGAACACCCCCCCAAAGCACACACACGCCAGUGUAUACACCCUGCAUACACCCAUCCACCACUAUGAACACCCUCCCAAAGCGCACACACGCCGGUGUAUACACUCAGUGUACACACACACACACACAUACACCCCGGUGUGCACCCCCAAAGUAUACACACACACCAGUGUAAACACCCCCGCAUACACCCAUCCACCACUGUGAACACCCCCCCCAAAACACACACACACCGGUGUAUACACCCCCUCGUGUGCACCCCCCCAAAGUACAGGCACACACACACCAGUUAUAUACCCAGUGUACAUGCACACACACACAUCCCUCCUAAAGUACACACACGCCAGUACAUCCACCCAUCCACCACUGUUAACACCCCCUAAAGUACACACACACACACCCCUGUACACACACACCAGUUAUACAUCCAGUGUGUACACACACACACACAUCCUGUGUGCACUCCCCAAAGUACACACGCCAUUGCUUACUCUCCAGUGUGUACACAUCCACCUGCAUACAUCCCCAAUGUAUACACUACACCCACACAUGCAUGCAAAUAUAUACACCCCUCAAAGCACACACAUUAGUGUAUACACCCACAGGUCCACACCCACCCACCAGUGUGUACACUCCCAAAGUGCAUACACACACACACGCUAGUCUAAACACCCCACCAACACCAAUGUCUACAGCUCCCGCCCCACGUAUACAUACACACCAGUGUCUGCACAGGCAGGCAGGCCGAUGGCUUCACGCGCCGUGUACACACACUGGUUUGUACACCUCCCCCAACACACACACACUUUAACCUCAGGUCUGGCCCACAGCCAAUAACCCCCCAGGCUGGCCGCCGAGUGCUGCAUGCAGGGCCUGAUGCCCCGCCCCGGCUGCCCAGCGGGCACGUUGCCCAUGCCCAGGGAGAGUCCCCUCGCCUGGGUUUCGGCCAGGGCUGGGAUGGAAAGCCUGCUCUCCGCACUGCUAAUAAUAAAGGGGCCGGCUC
Pelodiscus sinensis (Chinese soft-shelled turtle) is the source of this 2060-nucleotide messenger RNA. The record is from RefSeq and is a predicted model, not a curated record. Lineage: Eukaryota; Metazoa; Chordata; Testudines; Trionychidae.